CGCUGCGUUUCACUUUGGAGACGGAGGAGGGGGGAGCGUGAGAACGAGGACAGGUGGGCUCACUUCCACGCCUGCUUACGGAUUGUGUCCUCAUUCUCCCUCCCCGUUCUUUUACUUAGUAGGGCCGGCUAUUCCCAACCUUCUGCACCGGAAAGCCAUUUAUCGCCUUCUAAGCAAAAACCUGACGACAGCGGAAGCUUAUAAGGCUUUUGGGCUGGACUCGAGCUGCCUACGCAGCCCAGAAGCGAGCUUGGGGAAACAGCAAUACACGAGCCUCCGUGUUUGUGUCAUGUGGGUGGGUGAGCGCGCGCGCGCUCUGUGCCUCGGGCCCCGCCAGCUGCCCUAGGGGGCGCGUGUGCGCUCUUUUCGCGUCUAGGCAACGAGCAGAGGGCUCGGCUCGGCGGAGGAAGCUUCAGCUGCGCCUUGCCUGCCAGUGCGCGAGGCCGCUGCCUGAACCGAGGCGCAGGGCAGGUGCUGAGAGGAUUUGCGCGGCCAGCCCCGUUGCCGCCGCCUGUGGGGCGAGCAUGUCCGCGCCCUGUUGCGCGGGCCAGUUGGCCUGCUGCUGUGGUACUGCUCCAUGUUCGCUCUGCUGUAAAUGUUGUCCAAAGAUAAAGCAGUCCACUAGUGCCCGCUUUAUGUAUGCGCUGUACUUCAUCUUAGUGACUGUCAUCUGUUGCAUCAUGAUGUCAAAGACAGUAGCAAAAGAAAUGAAAGAGCAUAUUCAAUUUUAUGACACAAUAUGCCAACGUAUUCAGGCAGGUGACUCCUGUGAGAAGCUGGUGGGCUACUCUGCAGUUUAUCGAGUGUGUUUUGGAAUGGCCUGUUUCUUCUUCAUUUUCUUCUUACUCACAAUCAAAAUUAACAAUAGCAAAAGUUGCCGUGCAUAUAUUCACAAUGGAUUUUGGUUUAUUAAACUUCUAAUCUUGGCAGCCAUGUGCUCAGGAGCCUUUUUCAUUCCAGACCAGGAUAACUUUCUUAAAGCAUGGCGCUAUGUAGGUGCUGUGGGAGGGUUCGUCUUCAUCCUCAUUCAACUUAUUCUGCUAGUAGAAUUUGCCCACAAAUGGAAUAAGAACUGGACAUCUGGCACAAGGCACAAUAAGCUCUGGUAUGGCUCCUUAGCUCUUGUGACUCUCAUUUUGUACUCCGUCGCUGUUGGAGCUCUGAUUGUGAUGGGUGUCUUUUACACUCGUGCUGAUGGCUGCACUUUUAACAAGAUCCUGCUUGGCGUCAAUGGUGGCUUGUGCUUGCUUAUUUCAAUGGUAGCCAUCUCACCCUGGGUCCAGAACCGUCAGCCACAUUCUGGCUUGCUGCAGUCAGGCAUUAUCAGCUGCUAUGUCAUGUACCUCACCUUCUCAUCUCUUUCAAGCAAACCACCAGAAACUAUCCUAGAUGAGAAUCAGAAGAACAUCACAAUCUGUGCGCCUGAUUUUAACCAUGGGCUUCAAACAGAUGACAACUUGGUGACGGGACUGGGUACUGCCAUCCUGUUCUGUUGCAUUUUGUAUUCUUGUUUGACCUCAACAACGCGUGCAAGUUCUGAAGCAUUGAGAGGAAUCUAUGCAACGCCGGAAACUGAAGUAGCUCGCUGCUGUUUCUGCUGUACUCCAGAUGCAGAUGCUGAUGUUGAAGAACCUGUUGGCAGAAAGGGUGGCCAGAGAGUAAUUUAUGAUGAAAAGAAAGGAACUGUGUACAGCUAUGCCUACUUCCACUUUGUUUUCUUCUUGGCUUCUCUCUAUGUGAUGAUGACUGUUACCCACUGGUUUCAUUAUGAAAAUGCUGCAAUUGAAAAAUUCUUUGCUGGAACAUGGUCAAUAUUCUGGAUUAAGAUGGCUUCCUGUUGGGUGUGUGUCCUCCUGUACCUGUUGACUCUUCUGGCUCCUUUCUGCUGUCCAACUAGAGAAUUCUCGGUGUGAAGCAGCUUCUGUUACAAGUCCAGCAGUUUAGGGAAUGGCAAAAUAAAUCUGUGUACUACCUAUCCUAACAGUGAUGGUUAGGAUACUACUUACUCUCAUAUGAAACUGUAUGUUUAAAGAUUUUUUUAAAUUUUUUAAUUUACAUUAUCUGAAUUAAGACAGCCUGGAGGAAGACAUUAAGUCAGAACUGGUACCUUACUCUGGAACUCAAGUUAUGGAUAACUGUUAAACAUAAUUGGUUUUUUAAAAAAGGUUAAAUUAUGAACGGUCUAUCGUGCAGAUAUUUUGUAUUCUCUCUGUAAAAUGCAAAAUACCUCUUUGUACAAGGCAAAAAGCCUUUUUUCUAUUUUCCUUAUGCGGUUCUUGCAGUAAGACUGAUGCUGACAUGUUACAGUCCUCACAGACAUUGAUCCCCAUUUUUUGUUCGCAAAUAAACCAAAUGCAUAGAUAGAAUUACAAAAUGGAACUUUAAACUUGACUAGGAUGAAGAUGUUGUCAUGGAUGGGAAUGACAUCAGGUCAAGAGUUUCUUUUUCUAUAUUAUAUCCUCAUAGUAAAUUAUUGCAAAUGUAGAUUGUGGAUGAAAAGGAUUUGUGAGUAUAGAAAUAUUUAUUUAUGCUAUUAAUGAAAGGCACCUUUAUGAAUCACUGGGUCACAUGAUGUGGAAUCUGAAAAUUUGACUGGGAUGCGAGACACUGUAAGCGCUGGUGCAAUUAGCAGUUAUGAGCCACUCUGGGAGUGAAUGCAUCUAAUAAAAUAUUCAGAACAGUGCAAGUCUGCCUAUAGGUAUCCUAAUAAGUCUGAAAAGUUUUCUUUUUUUGCAAGAGCUGUAAAAUAAAUACAGGCAUACCCCGCUUAACGUCGCUUCACUUAACGUCGCCUCGCUAUAACAUACAUGCUUCAUAUGCCACCAUACUCCGCUUAACGUACGCGCGCUUCACAAUACGGACACUUAAUGGCAUGACGCCGCUGCCAUCUAGUGGCAAUUGCAGUGCAGUACAUGCAUAGAUAAUUGCUUCACUUUAAGUACAUUUUCACUUUACAUACACGUUCUGGUCCCAUUGCAUACGUUAAAGCGGGGUAUGCCUGUACAACUUGUAAUCUAUUUAAAACUGUGAUCUAAUGAAGUAAAAAGCAGGAUUUAAGAAAUUAAUUAAUGAUGUGUAUUGUAAAGUAACCUUAUCCUGAAAAAAAUGGGAAUGUUCAGCAUUUAUUUACAACUUUUUUUGAUCCAUCACUUCUUAGAUCACAGACUUCAUCCCUAAAUAUGUUUUGAUGUAAUUAUUUUUAAAUGUAAUUAUGGGUAGAAAUUACAAGGGGACAAAGCAUUUUUUACUCAUUGUAAUAUCUGGGUUCUUGAAAACUGCAUUUUUAACUCCUAACUAAACUUAAGCGUGAAGACCAUGUCUUUCCCAUGCGUGCCAAAGUCCACUUUAGAGAUUCCUUCAUCACCAUAAUCAGAACUAGCUUUUUAAAAGCUCCUCAUAUAUGAGAGGACUAAUGUUCCAAGAGGAAACUGUUGGGUCAUAACUCCUGAGUCACACAAAGCAUGCAAUCCUAUGCACUCUUACCUUGAUGUAAGGCCCAUAGAAUAAAAUGGGAUUCAAUUCUGAGUAAAUAUGCCUAGAAUUGCACAAUUUUUAAUCACUUAUCCAAGGGCAAGCAUGCUUCAGAUGGCUUCUUAGGUGGAUAGACACGUUCACUUCCUUUUAAAGUUAAUACAUGCAAAUGUCUCAGAUUAAAAUUAAUUACUGGAAAUCAUUUAAGUAAAAACAUCCUGCUAAGUUAGCUAUGGUAUCUAGAUGGAUAUGUUGCAGUAAAAAAAAAUUCAAGGUAACUUAAUAGGUAAAAUAAAAGAUGCAUUUGUAGUGACAGUGUUGCCUUCCUUGGAAAUGCUCUCAUGCUUUGGCUAUUGUAUUAACGGCAACAGCUGCUUUCAUUUAACGUUUCCUGAUAAUUGGAGAUGGCAGUGACAGAAGAAUUCCAACUUUCAGAGCAAUAAAGUUCUUGCAGUUCUCUCCACUACCAAGGUUUGAACCAACAGAUAUCACCUUUCCUGUUUUAUCUCACUCAGAUUAUUUAGUUCCUUAUUUAUUCCUUUCCCUAGUAAUUUUUGUAGGCCUUGGUGAGCUGUAUAGUGCUGGUUGCUGUACUUACAUAUAUUGGAGCUGCACAUACCAGUGUUAGUAAGGUUGAGUGUUCUGAGGCAGAAAGCAUCACUGACGUCCCAAGCAGCUUAAUAAGAGAAAUUGGCUAAAUAUAGCCAAUUAGGAGAAGCCCACUUUUUUUUCACACCAGAGCUUAGUGACACCUGGCUUUAGUAUAAUGAAUUCAGCUUCUGUGUUUAAAGCUGGGGUGGCUAUCCUAUUGGACUCCAGUCCCCAUCAGGUCCAGCUAGCUUGGCCAAUAGUGAGGGAUGAUGGGAGUUGUGGUCCAGCCACAUCUGGAGGGCUGGAGGGUAGCAACCUUUGGUUUAAAGAGGGGGACAAAACCUUCUUUUGAACAUCUGUCUCAAUGUUUUCCCAAAUUUCCUGGGAAUUUGUAUGUGUCUAAUCACAUAGAAAAACCUUCGCUGUGUCAAGCACGCCUUUUCUAAUUCAUGCUACCUUAAUUAUAUUCUGGGCAUUGGACUACUGUGAUUCUGUGAACCCCUAGAUCUCAAUAGUGUCUUAAUAGUAAAUGUGAUUGAAAAUGUAUGGGGCUGUCAUUUGCUCAAACAUUUGAGAGCGGUACACACAUUGGAAGAGCUUUAAGGCUUAUUAGUAGGAUAAUAUCUUGCCUCUUGAGUGUGCUCAAAAAGGCAGCUGGAAUAAGCUCAGGAAGAGAAAAUGGUGCUACUGUUUAAAAGUGACCUUUAUCAUCUCCAGUUCUUACUAAAAUUAUUAUUUGGAGACUUCACUAGUCUCUGUAUUCUGAUGUUUGGAGAGAGAAAAGUGAAUCCUUUAAUGCAACAAAUUGUAAAUACAAAUGGCAAAGAGAGAUAAAAAAUGCUGGUGCUGUUAUGACCCUGCCAAAGGGAAUCCCAGGGACCAUUUUAAAAUGUACUGAAUUUCUUACGCUACUGACACCCUUCCCUUCUUAGUAAUUUGUCUUUGUACUUUAUAAUCUGAGGGACAGAAUUCUGCAAGUAAUAAGGCCUCAUUCAUGUAGAGGAGUCAAAAGGUGGCAAAGAUAUGUCUAAUUAUUUACUGCCCAUUUAUUGAGUGAUAAUUGAGGUGGGUAUUGGGUUAUUCAUUUUACCACAUACCUUUUAAAGGCCUUAAAUCCACUGACCUUACUAAUAUUUGUGGCCGAUAAUGCAGCAUACACUGUUGUGCUAGUUAGUGCAUUAUCAAGAAAUUAUAUUCUGAAUUCUUAAAUCCUAUACAAUUAGUUUUUCCUUUAAAGUUGAUAUGAGUAUAUUAACUGCUGUAGUUCAUAAGUCAUGUAAACAAGAUGUGUAAAACAUGUACAUUGUCAAAUUUUAAAUCUUUCCAGCAUUGAAUUGCCUGCUUUAGAUCAACUUUAGUUGAAGGUUUGAGCUACAGCAGCACUGAAACUGCCUGUUUUUGCCAAAGAAUGAUGCUACAGAAAUCAACAAUAUUGUGAAAAAGGUAGAGUCAAAUUUAUGUAAUGUUGCACAUAAAUCUUAAAUUUUAUUUUACUCUUCAUGAAAUAAAUGUUAAACUAUUAAAUGUUUCAUGGCAGUGUUUGAGAUCAUGCUGUAUAGUAAAGGAAGUAUGGUACACAAUUGAUUAGGAAGUUCUUUUGAACAAGCUCUGUUUGCAUGAAUGGCAGCUAUGCAAGAGCUCAGAUUCCAUUCCAUACCCAUUCAUUUCAAUGGAGCUUGCACAAAACUUCCUGGUGGGUUGUAGCUAGUCUUAUAAGCAGCCCUUUCUCUCUUCAAAUGUACUACCAACUUUUAAUAUAACUACAUAAAUAAUUGUUCCUUUUUAUUUACAAUGUUUUUUCAUACUAGUUUUAAAGAAUAGAUACAGAAAAGACAUACUUCACAAUGAGUAUUUUUAAUGUUUUCCAUUUUUAAAAAAAAAAAAACACCUUUUGAUACAAUCUUGGUCUUUUUGGUCUUUUUUCAAUUUCAGGCAGAGAGGGUUCAGAAUUGUAGCUGAAAGAGGUUAUAAUUUGAGUCUUGUGACUUGUAGCAGUUUCAAGACCAUAUAUAUAAUGUCUUGAGAGUUUGAGAGAAAUCUUAAGUGUACAAGCAUUGCAUAUGGUUUUUAAAGCAUUCUGUUGGGUUUUCUAGGAAUCCUUGCAUAUUGAGAAAGCAUUAUAGACAUAAUUGUUUAACUUAUCAAUAAACAUCUGUUUGUUAAAAAUUGAA
Messenger RNA from Rhineura floridana, 6233 nucleotides. It is a transcript of the gene SERINC5, whose product is annotated as serine incorporator 5. Gene Ontology annotation, cellular component: membrane. The record is from RefSeq and is a predicted model, not a curated record. Lineage: Eukaryota; Metazoa; Chordata; Lepidosauria; Squamata; Rhineuridae. The coding region runs from base 525 to 1913 and encodes 462 amino acids. The transcript has 12 exons.